Messenger RNA from Besnoitia besnoiti, 711 nucleotides. RefSeq lists its product as uncharacterized. The transcript is spliced from 4 exons. Lineage: Eukaryota; Apicomplexa; Conoidasida; Eucoccidiorida; Sarcocystidae. The coding region runs from base 1 to 711 and encodes 236 amino acids. The record is from RefSeq and is a predicted model, not a curated record.
AUGGCAUCUGGUGGCAGCUCGAGCUUUGAUCGGGGAGCGACGGCGGGAUCUUUUGCCGUUCCGCAGUUUACCCUUUCUUCAAUGGACGCCGGCGCCCAGGCAGGCAUCGUAGGCACUGUUGGCGCUUCAGCUGGAUUGCCAGCGCCGACUGCGGCGCUACCUCCUCGACGGGUGGAGGACAUGUCGUCUCAGGAAAUAAUCCAGAUGCUUCCAGCGGAGGACCAGUAUGCUAUUGCGCGGGUCGCAUCGCAAGGCAGAUGGACUGGACUCUUCACCGCAGCCGCCACUGGCGCCUGGGUUUUCAGAGCACUGCGGCGCAGAGGAGCGCCGAUGCCUGCAGCGGGGGCAGUUUUGCUGGGCCUUACCUUGGGAUAUCCGCUCGGUGUCUCCCUCACAGUUGCCUACAAUGGCAGGCUUCUAAAGAGAGUCAGCACCGAUAUCCUAGAACUGCAGCGCCGCAGUCGGGAGGCCUACACCGGCUCGGCUGCGGGAUAUGAGUCGACUUUCCCUGGAUGGACGAACCCUCAAUCGCAGCAAGCCCCGUGGACACGUCCGAGCUCGGGGCAGCAGCAAGGGCCGCAGACGAACUGGUCGGAUACAUCGCUUGCUAGUGGCAAUUUCGGGGAUGCUUCUUCCGGACUUAUGAACGAUAGAUGGAGCGAAGGCGACUCUACCAACAAAUCAACCAAGGAUGAGAUCCUCAAGGAGUAG